Molecule: messenger RNA, 255 nt
Organism: Arctia plantaginis
Lineage: Eukaryota; Metazoa; Arthropoda; Insecta; Lepidoptera; Erebidae
Source: the annotation of a GenBank genome assembly
AUGAGUGUGUGCAAUAAUCCUGUUCCAAGUGCAAUGCGUCAUACCAUUAUCAGUGAAACAGAUGACAUGAGAACAGCGACAGAAAAUUUCUCAAAGGAAUCGAAGCUUAUAAGGCAUCCUGAAAGUGUUGCGGAAUGCAAACCUAGUGACAAAAGAGUUGAAGGUACCCGUACUCCCGUCCAAACCACAAAUACUGUCGCGAAUAUUCAAUUUCUAACUGGAGAUAACAUCGAAGGACUGAGCAAUAUUUUGUAA